This is a messenger RNA of Mercenaria mercenaria, 10899 nucleotides long. RefSeq names its product E3 ubiquitin-protein ligase MARCHF6-like. Bases 82 to 2820 code for a protein of 912 amino acids. NCBI's taxonomy places the organism in Eukaryota, Metazoa, Mollusca, Bivalvia, Venerida, Veneridae. Gene Ontology annotation, molecular function: zinc ion binding. The record is from RefSeq and is a predicted model, not a curated record. Gene Ontology annotation, cellular component: endoplasmic reticulum membrane. The transcript has 24 exons.
GCAAUAAUGAAUACCGAGGCAACCCAAGGGGUAAAAUAUCUUUGGGACUAAAUUUGACAUAAUUUACGACAUUAAAUCAAAAUGGAGGCCGACGACACUGACGAGCCUCAGACAGAUAUUUGUCGUGUGUGUAGAUGUGAGGGGACGACUGAUAAGCCAUUGUAUCAUCCCUGUGUCUGUACUGGCAGUAUCAAAUUUAUACAUCAAGACUGUUUGGUACAAUGGUUGAAGUACAGCAGAAAGGAGUUUUGCGAACUUUGCAAACAUCGGUUUGCAUUCACACCAAUAUAUUCACCAGAUAUGCCAAAGAGGUUACCUAUAAAAGAUAUAGUGAGUGGGUUGUUAGCCAGUGUAGGGAAGGCAGUCAGAUACUGGUUCCAUUAUACACUUGUCACAUUUGCUUGGCUAGGUGUGGUACCAUUAACAGCUUGUCGUAUAUACAGAUGUUUGUUUACAGGAUCAGUUAGUUCACUUUUGACCCUACCUUUAGACAUGUUAUCUACUGAAAACAUAGCAUCAGAUUGUUUCCAUGGUUGUUUUGUUGUGGCCUGUACGUUAUGUGCUUUCAUCAGCCUGGUCUGGCUACGUGAACAGAUCCUGCACGGGGGAGGGCCGGACUGGUUGGAACAGGAUGUGCCUGGAGCACAACAGAGGAAUCCGAUAGAUAUUGGAGUAGUAAAUAAUCUUGUUGGUUUGGGAGGGGGCGGUGUUAGAGAAGGAGCAGCCAAUGAGAAUGAAGAUAACAAUGCUGAAGCAGCCAAUGAGGCAGAAGAAGAGGUUGAAGAGGAAGGUGCUGAUAAUGCAAAUAAUGCAGCUCAAGAUGACAACAACUGGAAUCCUAUAGAGUGGGACAGAGCCGCUGAGGAGCUUACUUGGGAGAGGCUUCUUGGAUUAGAUGGUUCUCUCGUUUUCCUCGAACAUGUAUUUUGGGUGGUGUCUCUCAACACAUUGUUCAUCCUUGUGUUUGCAUUUUGUCCAUACCAUAUCGGUCACUUCACAAUGAUAGGGAUGAAAAUGGGAGACAUGGUUGAAGCAUCACAUUUUGAAGGUUUAUUGACAACAUUAAUUGGUUACAUUGUUAUUGCUUUCUCCCUUAUCUUCCUGUAUGCCGUCUGCUCCUUGAUCAGACUGAAGAGGUUCCCACGUGUGUUUGGUCUGUGUUACGUGGUUGUCAAGGUGAAGUUACUGGUUGUCAUAGAGAUAGGAGUGUUCCCACUGAUUUGUGGCUGGUGGCUAGAUAUCUGCUCUCUGUCAAUGUUUGAUGCCACACUGAAGGAUCGUAAGACAAGUUUUCAUGUAGCGCCUGGUACAUCAAUGUUUAUUCACUGGCUGGUCGGCAUGGUUUACGUGUUUUAUUUUGCUUCAUUUAUCCUUUUAUUGAGAGAGGUGCUAAGACCUGGUGUACUCUGGUUCCUAAGAAAUCUCAACGAUCCGGAGUUUAACCCCAUACAAGAGAUGAUUCAUCUACCAGUAUACAGACACACACGUCGGUUUGUUGCCUCAGUGAUCAUUUUUGGAAGCACGGUAAUGCUGAUGUUAUGGCUACCUGUAAGAGUGAUCAGAAAAGUGUUCCCAGGAUUUCUGCCAUAUAAUGUCAUGUUGUCAAGUGAUGCUCCUGUGAGUGAACUAUCCCUGGAACUUCUCUUGUUGCAAGUGGUGUUACCAGCUUUGUUAGAACAAGGUCAUACGAGGAUGUGGCUGAAGGGUCUAGUCCGAGGCUGGACUAUGUGUGUGGCAUGGAUGCUAAAUUUACGAUCAUAUCUGAUAGGGGAUGUUCAGCUUGAAGCACACGAUAAUGUUAUACAAGGAGAUGCUGCUGCAGUCCCAGCAGCCCCUCCAGCUGGUAACCAAGGCAACAAUGCUGAGAACAAUGCUGCACCCCCUCCUGCCCAGCCAGGAGGUCUGGGAGCUGCACACCAGGCCAUGCUGCAGGGUGGUGGGCCAACCGGUUUCCAGUCUUACAAGAGGCCAAAACUGUUUUACUUUAGGAUUGUGUUAUUGGUAGCGCUGAUGUGUUUUACAUUGUUUGCAGCCAGUGUUGUAUGUCUUAUACUGCCAGUAUUUUUUGGACGCAAGUUGAUGUCAUUGUGGAUGGGAGAUGCAAAAAUACAUGAACUGUACACAGCUGCUUGUGGGUUAUAUGUGUGUUGGUUAAUAUUGAGAAUAGGAACUGUGCUUUACAACUGGAUACCACAGGGAACUGCAGCCAUUCUAAAUAAACUCAAACAGUGGCUUAUUUUGGCACUCAAGUCACUGUUUGUAGCAGUGAUAUUGAUGGGUGUGGUACCACUGUUACUGGGACUUUUGUUUGAGCUAGUGGUGGUUGCUCCUUUGAGGGUUUCUCUUGACCAGACACCAGUCUUCUUUCCCUGGCAGGACUGGGCAUUAGGAGUUUUACAUACAAAAAUAAUAUGUGCUGUUACAAUGAUGGGUCCACAGUGGUGGCUGAAACGUGUCAUAGAACAGGUGUAUAACGAUGGAUUACGCAACAUGAAUCUCAAGUUUAUUCUUUACAAGUUAUGUUUCCCUGUCAUUGGUGUGCUAGGCAUGUCGUUAUCAGUUCCAUAUGUUAUAGCAAGAAGUGUAGUUCCAGCAUUAGGUUUUGAUUUUGAAGUACAGAACUUAAUGUUACGAAGAAUUUACCCAUUCCUGUUGGCUUGUGUAGUGAUGGUGUUUGUUUGUGUUUUCCAAGCUAGACAGUUUAAACGACUUUAUGAACAUAUUAAAAAUGACAAAUAUUUAGUGGGUCAGAGACUAGUAAACUAUGAUCCUAAACGUUUGGUUAGACGAGUUACAACAGAGCAGACGGCAAAAACAUGAAACUUCCUAUAAGAGGCUGUGCGGCAUUACACACUUCCUGUUAUAUAAUGGUCUAGUCAUACGAGAGUGCUGUAUUGUAGGAAUUGAUAAAGAAUUUUAUUUUCUGCUAAUAAAGUACUGCUAAAUUCUGUCUGUCAUUUAUUGGACAGUCAAUCAUGUAGGUCCAUAAUACAACUAAGUAUGGCAAGGAUUUUUAAUAGUUAACACAUAACCUGGUACUAAGAUAAUAUGUUUGAUUUGUGCGUUAUCAGUUUUAGUGCAAUAGUUUGGUAAUAUUCCUGACGAGGAAAGGACAAAAGUGAAAUAUAAAUGUAUACAUCAUGGCAUCAGGAUGAAAAUAUUGUAUCUUCGUCUGUUAAUUUACAGUUAUACAGUAAUACAUGCAUUGCACCAGUGUGACAAUACCUAUGAGUAUUGUCAGAAUUAAAUGACAAAUAUCUGAGACAAGGCUUUGUGGACGUGAAAACGGUUUUACUAAUGACAAACUUCUGGGACAAGUCUUUGUUGUGAGAACAAUUUUACUAAUUAUUUAAUAAAAGUUUCAGUUAUUAAAUGCAUAUGGUUUGUUGGAGUUUUUUUUGGUCAUACAGGGACAAUUGUAUAUUAGUACUAUACUAGAAAAAGUGAUUGGUCUAGUCCCUCUUUCAUUUGAUGGGUCCCAAAUAAUAAAAAAUUUUUUACAAAGGGAGUGAUUUAGCUGCUAUUUUUGGGUGUUUUGCUAACUGAUUUUUCCUUACUUCCCUGUUUUGCUUUUAUAUUAAGGUAGCUAUGUGUGUGUGGAUAUAUUUUUCUAAAGUUUAGAAUUUGAUAAAAAAACAAAAAACUUAAGAUCUUACACAUAUACUGAGAAAUUCAGUGAUUAAAAAUGGAAGGAUUUUAUAACUUAUAUUUUUUUUAACUUCAAAAUUCUGAGUUUUAUGUUAAGGUAGCUGUGCAGUUUUGAAAUUAUAUUUGUACAGGGUAAAACCAAAUGAAAGCAUGGACUUAAUAACUAAAGUAUAUCUAAAAACUAUUGUGUGAUUAAAAUGAUAAGAUUUUGUAACAUUUCAACAGUGUACCAUUUAUUAUCAUAUGAGCCGUGCCAUGGGAAAACCAACACAGUGGCUUGGCGACCAGCAUGGAUCCAGACCAGCCUGCGCAUCCGCGCAGUCUGGUCAGGAUCCAUGCUGUUCGCUUUCAAAGACUAUUGUAAUUAGCGAAACCAUUAGCGAACAGCAUGGAUCCUGACCAGACUGCGCGGAUGCGCAGGCUGGUCUGGAUCCAUACUGGUCGCAAACCCACUAUGUUGGUUUUCUCAUGGCACGGCUCAUAUGAUCUUUUUGAAAAUACAGAAUAUUCAGGACCUUCACAAAGAUAGGAAACUUUCAGUCAUACUGGGCAUGUAGAUACUAGAUACACCAUCUUAUUUUUUUGUGUUAAAUGCAUGUAUAUAGCUUUUAAUGUAUUUAUAAAAGAUAUUUUAUGUGUGAUAUAAGAUAUCUUAUACAUUAGGCUAUAAGAAACACAAACGCUUGGGUGUUUAGACAAGUCAGACCGUGUCAAAUACCUAGCCCUUCUCUACACAUACCAUGAGCAUAGCUUACAAAAUCUAACAGCUGUUGUCAGUGUAGUACAAUAAUUGAAAAUUUCAAAAUAACACUAUCAAAGCAAUAUAUACUUCAAGAUACCAAACUAUCAAUUUUCGACUUGCUAAUAUUUGUUAUUCCUGACUGGCUAAUUAACCAGUCAAGCACAUUACAGCAAACUGAAACAUAUUUAAAAUAAUUUAUAUUCAAUUAUUUGAAUGUCCCAGUCACGAAUUUUGAGUCAAACCUUUUGCAAAGUUUGGUAUCUUGCAACUUGACAAAGUCUUAAUUUCUAUAAGUAACAUUGAAAAAUUCGUAAACCAGUGUUUAUUUAAGUUUUAUAUUUUUAUUCAGUUUGAUUAAACUAUGUCAAAAUUCCUAUUCUUUAACAUUUGUAUUGAGUGACUAACAUGGUACAUAGCUUUUGUAUUUAUUUUAUGGAUAAGUACUGCUAAAACUCAUUGAAUAACUGUGCAUAAUUGUUUUGUCUAUUAGUACUGUAAAAUCUGAUAUUUUUGUGAUACAAAAAUUUCAAAAUUUUGAAAUUAGAAUUUGUUUGCAAGGUAGAAUAUGUGUGGUAUAUGGCAAGUUGAAACACAUUUAAAAAGAAAAAUGGCACUUUUGUGAGCUCUUAUUUUAAGGAUAAAAGGGAGUCAGUGAAUAUACUGAAAAUAUAUCCCUUGUGAAUUUUCAACAGAAUUGAAUAAAAACUAGAGGUAUCAUAUCAUAUUGAUGCUAACUUUACUAACAAAAUAAGUAUUCUUAUAUGGUGACUUAUCUAAUAUAUAACCAUUUUGUACAAAAUACAAAUUCUUUAUGGUAAGGUUUGUUGAUAGAUAAACAUUUUGUAAGAGGCAUUUUGUUGUUUUUCAUAAUUUGCUUUUUUAUUUCGAUGUAAAUGAGAUGUGAAACCAAAAUUUGUAGUCCUGUUUGGCGCCAUAUAGCCUAUACUGUGUUGGUGCGCCGUAAAACCCAAAUAAAUAAAUAAAUAAUUUGCUUUCUAUUUACAUUUGUAUUUAUUUAAUGACCUAAACUUAAGGUUCUUUUGUUAUUUUUCAGUUGUUGUGUAUUGUUUCUUCUCUUUUAACAUUUCUUAAUUUAAUCAGAAUAUGAUAGUUUGGUCAGUAUCUUCAAGCAUUCCUUUGUAUAGAAUCUGCUGGCUCAAAAAAUGUAUACUGUGUACAUGUUGUUUUUUUCUUUGUUUCUUUGUUGCAGAAUUAUUUGAUGCUUUAAAUCACUUUGAAUUCAUGCGAAUUUUAUUUUGUAAAUUUGCUCUAUCUGAUUUGUUCUAUUUUCUAAAUGUAGCAUUCUUGACUUGAGAAAAUGGAAACUCAAAAUGUAUUUGGAUACACGUAACAAAUCUAUGGCGAAAACAUUUAAUUGGUGAGAAAGGAAACUUGCAAAUAUUAGCAAAAAUAUUCUUUUUGCUGAUAAGUAUUUUACAGAAAUGGGCAUAGCUAAAAAAAUGCAUUGUACAGGUCCCUUAACCUUGUAUUGCAAUUUUACAAAAUUAUGCCCCUUUUUUGGACUUUAAUGUUCAUUCAGUUGACAGUGCUGUUGAAUAGUCAAGCAAUGCUGUCCUCUGCCAGCUCUGUUUUGUUUUUUUGAUUUUACAUAAAAUAAAUCAUGAAAAACAGAUUUUAAAUGGGUUCUGCUGUCGGCAAUACUUCGCCCACCAUUAAAGUUGUUAUGUGAUUGAGGUACUCUUCAUUUUGAAAACAAAUAGACACUAUAGAAUUGUUAUUUAAGACAUUUUUUUAUGAACUUUCUAAGGUAUGUUGAAAUUAAUUGUGAACAUUGUUGAAAAUGCUUAUAUUUAUAAUUCAAUUAAAUUCAUAAAAAUACAAAAUGUUGAUCUUGAUAUUCAAAAGUAACAAUGUGUCAUCAAUAUCUCACAAGAGUCAGUGUGCAGAUGUCGUGGUUCCUCACUGGUUUGGUAACCAAAUGGGCAAAUGGGGUUACGCCAUAACUUAAUGGACCCGACCAUUAAAAAAUAUAAAAUAGUAUCCGUUUAAAUUAUGGUAGCCAGAACUAUAUUAGGCACUAUUUACAACAUAAAGGGUAGAAAAGAAGGUUGCCAAUGAUACAGUUAUUGUAAAAGUGAAGGUCAACAUGCAUGCUGUUAUUUCUUUUGAUUAUAUCCCAGAUCUCAUGAUAGAGAAAUACAUGGAUAUAUAUAAUUAAGGUUUUACAGUACACUCCUCUUUUAUAUAGCUGUUUUGAAAACAACAGGACUUGUUAUGGUAUGGCGUUGUCUACCAUGGGCUGUCCACCUCUCCGUCAGCAUUUUCUGUUUCAGCACGCUAAGAAUAGUAGCUGCAGCUUUUAAAAUUUUCCUGAUGAUUAAGCACCACUUCAGGAGGAUCCCUGCUGUUUUGAGGUCAAAAGGUCAAAGGGAAAGGUCACAGUGACCUGGAGACUGAGAAUGGUUUCCAAACUGGAAAUCAUAUAGGAUAGCAGCUAUGACUUUCAUGCAUUAUACACUGACUAAGUAACUCUAGAGAAAGACCCCUAUUGGUUUUAGGGGUCAGUGACUCAAGGGUUAAGGUCCUAGGGACCUGACUUAAUGUCUGUUUUUUGUUUCCGGGGUCAAGAUCACAAAGUAUAUUAGCUAAACCUUUCAAAAAUUGUCAAAAAUUAAUGUAAGAAUAUCACAAUUUGGAUGACAUUUUCACAAUAGAAUAAUUUCUACAAUGUAGAUUUUAAUGAAACUUUUUACAUUUGUAAAUGAGCCUAUUGUCUAUCAUAUUGUCUUCAGGGAAGGUCCUUUAGAUUUGCCUGAAAGACACAAGACUGCAAGUCAGUUGUACUUGGUAGACUGUGAUAUAUUUGUAAUAAACUUCAUCAAAAUUUAGCAUGCUAUACAAUGUAUAUUUAGCUAUACUGGGCAUUGUUCACUCUGCUUAAAGGUGCUUUCUCAGUAAAUUGUGUAUAUUAGUGCUGCUGUGUGAAAACCAAAGUUAAACUUUUGUGACCAGCAAAGAUCCAGAUCAGUGCACAUCCAUACUGUUCGUUUAUCCUCGCAUCCAUACUGUUCGUUUAUCCUCCCAUCCAUAUUGUUCAUUUAUCCUCGCAUCCAUACUGUUCGUUUAUCCUCUCAUCCAUACUGUUCAUUUAUCAUCUCAUCCAUACUGUUCAUUUAUCAUCUCAUCCAUACUGUUCAUUUAUCCUCUCAUCCAUACUGUUCGUUUAUCAUCUCAUCCAUACUGUUCAUUAAUCAUCUCAUCCAUACUGUUCGUUUAUCCUCACAUCCAUACUGUUCAUUUAUCCUCUCAUCCAUACUGUUCGUUUAUCCUCCCAUCCAUACUGUUCGUUUAUCCUCCCAUCCAUACUGUUCGUUUAUCCUCUCAUCCAUACUGUUCGUUUAUCCUCCCAUCCAUACUGUUCGUUUAUCCUCCCAUCCAUACUGUUCGUUUAUCCUCACAUCCAUACUGUUCGUUUAUCCUCCCAUCCAUACUGUUCGUUUAUCCUCCCAUCCAUACUGUUCGUUUAUCCUCCCAUCCAUACUGUUCGUUUAUCCUCCCAUCCAUACUGUUCGUUUAUCCUCCCAUCCAUACUGUUUGUCCCCACAUCCAUACUGUUUGUUUAUCCUCCCAUCCAUACUGUUCGUUUAUCCUCCCAUCCAUACUGUUCGUUUAUCCUCCCAUCCAUACUGUUCGUUUAUCCUCCUAUCCAUACUGUUUGUCCCCACAUCCAUAUUGUUUGUCCCCACUUCCAUACUGUUUGUUUAUCCUCCCAUCCAUACUGUUCGUUUAUCCUCCCAUCCAUACUGUUCAUUUAUCCUCCCAUCCAUACUGUUUGUUUAUCCUCCCAUCCAUACUGUUCGUUUAUCCUCCCAUCCAUACUGUUCGUUUAUCCUCCCAUCCAUACUGUUCGUUUAUCCUCUCAUCCAUACUGUUCGUUUAUCCUCUCAUCCAUACUGUUCCUUUAUCCUCCCAUCCAUACUGUUCCUUUAUCCUCCCAUCCAUACUGUUUGUCCCCACAUCCAUACUGUUUAUCAGUUUUAGCGCUUGAUAUUGGAACAGUGUGGUAGGAUGUGCAAGCUGAUCUGGAUCCAUAGUGGUAACAAAGUGUUAACAUUGGUUUUGGCACAGUAACACUUAAAUAUUUAAGGUUACUCAUUCACAGGGACAAUGAAAAUUUUCUGUUUGCUGAUAUGCUUACAACUGAUCUAAAUGGUACAUUUUCUAAUCAGAUUUAGUUAGCAACCAAAAUAUAUUACCGAGCCUUUCUGCAGCAGUCUUUAUACAGUUUCUAAAUAAAUUAAAUGUUGUUGACUAAACAUUGAAAUUAAAUUUACUCGACACUUUCAAGGAAAUUGUUGGAGCUUGUUUUAGGGAAAAACAAAAUCUAUGAAAAACUGGUACUGUAUACAAUCAUGUACAUGAAAAUACUCUAACAGAAUGUCUAUGUUGGUCAUAUUUCAGAACGAUUGCAAAUUUUUAUGCCCCCAGCAUCUACUGAUGCGGGAGGCAUAUAGUGAUUGUCCUGUCCGUCCGUCUGUCCGUCCGUUCGUUCAUCCAUACGACGUUAACCAAAUGGGACCGUUUAGUCUAGCAUCAAUACCCCUUACUAGAAUGACUUGAUACUAAUGCAGAUGUAACCUGUGACCAUUCCUCAUCUUCAGACAUCACCUGACCUUAGUUUGACCUUGACCUUGACCUCAUUUUGGACUUAGGUUGCUUUAUAUGGGCCAUCUCUUGGUUAACCAAAUGGGACCGUUUCGUCCACUGGCACCAGAUCAGAAAGAAAAUGCCUCCGUACGUGUUAUACCCUACCCCUAGGUAUUCUAUAAGAACCAUGGUCAUGAACGGGAAAGUGCACUAACCCGUUUCAAUCGUACAUUUCUCAACUUAAACGCGCAGUUCGGUGAAUGGGUACCUAGUAUAUUGAACAAGCGAUAAUUUAUCUUCCAUCUUGCACCAGUCACAUUGUCUCAAUAUUCCAUAUUGCUGAGAUUAUCAACAUAUUUUAUGCUUUCGUCAACGUUACUGAAAAAACUUGCUUGACCUUCCCUAAUGAACAUCCGGUCUAGAGGUCACGGCAGUGUGCACAUGUUUGGCGAAACGUAAACAAACAAAAACAGAAUUAAAUAAAAUCACAAUUUUACACUAAAACUCAUAAUGAUGAAUGAAAUUCAUCUUGUAUAUGAUCUUUAAUUUGAAAUCGUACAUUGGUCUGCAUCUGUUCUGUUUGUUUUAUUCAUUUUGCACAUUUAUGCUGCAUUUUCACAUUUUAUCGAACACGUAGUAAAAUGACGAUUGACAUACAUUUUCACAACAGCCAAUCAGAAUGGUUUUGUAAUCUAGAACGGAACUUCACCAGGGAAGUUCAAGCAAGUUUUUUGUGUAACGUUGAAAUAACUAUAAACUACGCGUUGUUUUUCUAAGAUAAGAUGUAUUGAAAACAUGUGACCAGUACACAAUGCAAGAUAAAUUACCACUUGCUUGAUAUCCAUAGUAAACAUUUACCACACUGCGUGUUUUAGAUAUGAAAUGCGCGAUUGAAACGGGUUAGUAUAUUUUCCCGUUCAUGACCAUGGUUCUUAUAGAAUACCUAGGGGUAGGGUAUAACAUGUACGGAGGAAUUUUCUUUCUGAUCUGGUGCCAGUGGUUUCGUCUAGCAUCAAUACCCCUUACAAGAAUGAAUUGAUACUAAUACAGAUGUAAACUGUGACCAUUCCUCAUCUUCAAACAUCACCUGACCUCAAUUUGACCUUGACCUCGUUUUGGACUUAGGUGCAAAAUCUAUCGACAAGGAUGCCACUGGGAGCAUCAAGUGUUUAUUGAACACAGCUCCUUGUUUUUGCCUUUUGUUAUAUUGAUUUAUACCAGAUAGGGAUAAUUUCCCAGUAUGUAUUGCAACAUUUCUUCCCUGUUGAGUAUAUGGAUUUAAGAUAGAGAGAUGGACAGUUUCACAAUUAUAAUUACUAGUUUGUCAUAUUUGUUAGAUGAUAUACCAGAUGCUUAAUCAGUGAUCAGAUAUGAAAUCUAAUAAUUCUGUAAACAAAAUCUGAAAUUGGGAUACUUAAUUUAUUAAAGGGAAAUAUGUCUCUAGAUGAACAUCAAAAUUUUAAUUUUUUAUAAUUAGAUAGUUCUGACAAGAUAUAUCAAAAAUGAUAAACACAUAUUAUGAUGCAAUUUUAAUGUUUACAAUAUAAAAUACAGCUAAAAUUCUUACUACUUUAUAUGAAAUUUCGAUUGACUAAAGUUUUGGAGAGUUUUACUACAAAGUUAACGUACUACAACUAUAUUACAGUAUUUCAUGAUUAAAAGGUGUCUAACUUCUUUAUUUCUGCUUUCUGUUGCAACUGAUAACUAAUAUUGAAGCAUUUUCUAUUUUGAAAAUUUUGACUGAAAUCUGAAGAUGUACCACUGUAAAGAACAUCAGGAGAUAUCACAAAGUCUUAAGCUGAGGUAAACUCCUUAAUGUAUAUCAAAGAAUCUGUUGUUCCUGAAUUGUAGGUGUAAAUGUGUCAUAGAAAUUAGUUAUUUUAUUUCUGUGACUGCCCUUA